AUGUUCGCUUUGCUGAGCAGGUGGUGUCAAGAUCGAAGGGCUGCUGCUGAUCAUGCGAAACACAGUGACCAUCGAGUAUUUCAGGCGGCACAAGGACUUCAUCCCGUCCAAGACGAGACAGUGGUUCAUAAAAGUUCUGGAAUUUUACCAAGGCUCGCGAAACACGUCGCAACUGUUCUCACCCAUGGCCUUGUGAUAACACAUCGUUCAAUCACGCCCUCCACCGCAGGAAUGGAGGUAGCCGAUGGCGACAAGGACGCCUGCGCGGCAACAGUUCUCAGCGUCUUCCCAGACAUUUGUCUCCAAUAUCUAGAGGAGACAGCCACCAAGGUCAAUCACGACCCCAACCAAACCAUCGACAGCAUUUUGAGUUCCACUGAGAACGGUGCAAUUUAUCCCAAGGCAUCUCGCAAAAAGAGUCUGAAGCGAAAGCGGGGAGAGUCAGAGGACGAUGAAGAGAAGGCGAACCUCCUCAGACUCUAUGCCAGUCCAAACCGACUGAAGGAAUUCGACGGCCCCUACAUCAACAUAGCAAAGAUGAUUCUGAAGCACGAGUUCCCUCGCGUUCUCCAGAAGUGCCUUCUGAAGAUCUUCUCUGACAAGGAUAAUCAGUUGCUGCCAGCGUACCUCGUCAUAGAUGAAGCUGUAUGGAAUCUGCAAAAUGGUGUGAGAGAUGGCAUCCCUCUCGACUUUGCCCUCAAGAAGACCCCGACUCCACCUUUGGAUCGUUCUUUUGAAGGGGAGUACCUGGAUAACCUCAUCAAAACAUCGUCUGCUGAUCAGAAGAGAGCUUUCGAAGAACUUGUGGCCGCCCGUCGAGUGCAGAAGGCUACCCAUACCAAGCGGGCGAAGGCAAAACUCCAUGCUGCUAAAGAAGCUGAAAACUUUGAAAAUGCAAAGGCCUUCGGCACUGUUACGGACUGUGGAUGUUGUUUUGGCGAGUUCGCUGUGAACCGUAUGGUCUGCUGCGAGAAUGAAAUCCACGUCUUCUGUGUCGACUGUGCACGCCGUAACGCUGAAACAGCUGUUGGGCUCUCAAAAUAUGAGCUCCUAUGCAUGUCCACGGAUGGAUGCAGCGCUGGAUUCUCACGCAAAGAACGCCUCAAGUUUAUUGAUGAUCAGCUCUCUGCAGCUCUAGAUCGAAUUGAAUCCGAAGCUGUCCUCCGAAUGGCUGGCAUUGAGAACCUGGAGACCUGUCCCUUCUGCCCUUACGCUGCCGAAUAUCCAUCAGUCGAUAUCAACAAGGAGUUCAAGUGCGACAAUCCCGAGUGCCAACUAGUCAGCUGCCGGCUCUGCAGAGAAGAGACACAUCUACCCCGGACCUGUGAAGAAGCUGCUAGUGAUGGCACAGAAGGUGCUCGACGUCAGAUUGAAGAGGCCAUGUCAACUGCACUCAUCCGAAAAUGCAACAAAUGUGGGAUGGCUUUUGUCAAAGAAUCAGGGUGCAACAAAAUGACCUGUACCAAGCAAGGAUGUAGGAACAUCCAAUGCUACGUUUGCUCCAAGUCUUGCGAUUACGAUCACUUCGACGACAGGACAAGAGGUGGAAAGCAGGGCAACUGCCCUCUCUUUGAUGAUGUCAACGUGCGUCACAAUGAAGAAGUACAAAACGCCGAGGCGAAAGCCCGCCAAGAGAUUCUGGAGCGACACCCCUCGAUGAAGGCAAAGGAGGACCUCCUCAAGGUCACAUCGGCAGCAUCAACGGAUCAUCAGGAGAACCGCCCAAACAUGCAGCCUGUACCAGCUCAGCUAGACCCAAACCACCGAGAACUCCCUAUACCAGAUCCACCACCACUCGAGCCAGCCAACAUUGUUCGAUCCAGAAUAAUAGGUCCAUACGGUAACUUCCCAGUCGGUCCUAUAGCGGCCGGGCCUGUACAACCUCUGGUCCAAGGCGCUGCAAAUCCACCGCACCCAGCUGCUCAAUACAUCCAGCCGGCCAUUGUAGCUCCUGGAGGCGACCCCCUGUUGCAUCGAGGGAUUCCGUUCUGGGCUUUUCGACAGCAAAAUCACCGUGGAAUGCUAGAGCAGCGAAAUCGCCUAGUGAUGAGUAGACCUGACCCCGUUCCCGAAGUCGCGCAAAUUCCCAGAAACCGCCGCAUCGUCCAAAGGCAGGCACCGCCGGCGGCUCCGAGGCCUUCGCCUCAAGAACUGCCGAUUAUCUUGCCUCCGGCCCAGCCCAGCCCUAACCAACCUAUCUUGUUGGGCUUUGAAGAGCAAUGGGGUCCACUUUAUGGAGAGCCGAGGGAGUUGAAGAGGCAGACGUUUCGCAAUAAGGGUGUGCAGCGGCCUCCCGACAUCCACGCAAGACAGAACUUCCUUGAGAAGGCUAAGGAACAGCGAGCAAGUCAAUGGACAGGGGAACAGUCUCGCCAGCGCACUGCCCAACGGCAAGCGCCAGCCAUGCCGCAGCAGUAUGGGUACUUUGGAGGACGAAACAUUGGUCCCCGGAACGAUAAUGCAGGACAUGCGCAGGGCAUGCCUGGGCAGAAUACACCCGGGCAGCCUCAAGAGUUCGCCGCGGCCGCUGCCUAUGCGGCUCAAAUCCGGGCUCACCAAGCCAUGCAGUCUGCGCAAGACAACGACCUCGCAAAUUUUGUGGCCAGCAUGCAGAACUGGGCAACGCCCGCAAUUGAGAAAACAUCAAUGAUGCCGGUACCCAUGGGUGAAAGAAGCCAACCAGCUGCGAAUGCAAAUGCCAUGGCUCGGCAAGGCAGAGCAAGUGCCACACCUGGGAGAACCAUGGAUGGUCCUCUCAAGAUGGAGUGA
This is a messenger RNA of Colletotrichum orchidophilum, 2769 nucleotides long. Its product is annotated as ubiquitin-conjugating enzyme. The transcript is spliced from 4 exons. The coding region runs from base 1 to 2769 and encodes 922 amino acids. Lineage: Eukaryota; Fungi; Ascomycota; Sordariomycetes; Glomerellales; Glomerellaceae. The record is from RefSeq and is a predicted model, not a curated record.